Molecule: messenger RNA, 2569 nt
Organism: Liolophura sinensis
Lineage: Eukaryota; Metazoa; Mollusca; Polyplacophora; Chitonida; Chitonidae
Exons: 3
Coding region: 301-1482 (393 amino acids)
Source: RefSeq, a predicted model, not a curated record
ACAUGCAUCGACUUUGAGUUACGAAGAACCACAAACUGUAAACUGCACAUAAUGGCUCCGCUAAAACGGUAACCAGUGCAAGGAGGAUUAGAACUGUAGCCUGCAUGGAGACAAUCAUUUCACGGUGGUAAACAAAAAAUAGGCGUACAGAAGUUUAUCAGAGAGGGGAGUAUAUAGACAGGCCUCCAUGUAUCUUAAGGUAAUGUAUAGCGAGGAAGACAGGAAUGGAUCUUUUCUGCAUCCGGUUUAAGCUGUACCGCUAAGGCUUCCGAGCUACGUCACCAACAACUGGUUACAGUGAUGCCGUCCCAACACCCCAACGAUGUCCUGCCCCGACCAAUAGACUUACACCAACUGAUACAAAUUUCCCGCCGAGUCAACAAUCGUCCAUUGGCCGCCCUGACAGCCGAUGGCUUCCAGACUCAAAAAGAGUGUCACAAGGAUGUUGAAAAUGUGCCGUUCCGCAUUAGAAAAAUGGCGGACAACAAUUCCAACGGCUUCAAGUUGCCACCCGUAAACGGCAGUGGGCAACUGGUUGCAGAUGACUCCAGCAAGAAUGCCAGUAAGGAAUUAUCUCGGGGCCAUGGUGAAGCCAGUUUUAAAACCAGACAAGAAUCAUCGCGUUAUCAACAGGUAGUCCGGAGGAGAUCUCGGCCACACCAAAGCAGUUGCAGCAGCGACACUCCCACCAUAGCGUCGUCAGCUGUAAGUAGCUAUGAAAAAAGACGAAGCUUAAUAGGGCUAGAUAACUGUGAAGUUGUUUUUCCCACUUCUGUCUCCCACCAAAGCCUAAGGCACAAUUCACUUGACAAACUGCAACUUUCAAGAUCCCAAGUACGAUUCAGAAGACGCUCAGAUUAUGACAUAUUUGCUGCUGAAUGUCGCUCGGAAGGCGGUUCUACAAAAUGUACGCUUCACGAAUCGUUUCUGUCGUCCAAGUUUGAAGAGCAACCAUUUGACAGAGAAACGGAUACCAGCAAACCACAACAGGUUGUGCAUGUGCCUAAAUGUUUGCCACUGUUUGAAGACCCCCAACCUCCCGUGGCAGAUAUGACUUUCCACACACUCCGUGACAUGCAGCUACGUUACAAGAAUUUAAUGCAACUGAGUAAACACGAGCAAUUUUCAAAUACCCCGGUGUCAAAAGAGCGAAUACGCAAGCCACAUACAGUCCCCGGCCUGAAAUCACAAAAUAAUUUGGGCUCGUGUGGCGCCGCUGUAAACAAAGAUUUGGAGCUUCUAGCCGUUCUCUCGGUAAAACAUAAAAGCAGAAGUGAAUCUUGUGCAAAUUCCAUUACUCACAAUUCAGUCGCACUUCGCCUGGCUAAGAAAUGGAAUAGUAAUGUCAACUCAGAAAGUGAUCUACUUCUCAAUUCCGUAUCGAGGAGGGAGAAAAUAUAUGAGAACCGAAAGAAGUUGAAAAAGAAGGGACGUAACAAUAGCAAGGCGAAAAAGAGGAGCUGCUCUGAAGGAGGACAGUGAGCGCAUGCUCAUAACAAAGGCCAUAGAAAUGGGGAACGCAAAAACCAAGACCGUGACACUCUGCUCAGACCCUGCGACUAAUAUUGUUGUGGAAAGAAAACAACAGGAACACGACAAUCUUGCUCCCAAAGGCACAGUCACAAUAUCCGGCGUUUCUCCUGUGCGCAAAUCAAUAGAAAUUACUCUUCCUAAUUGCACCAUCGUGUCAAAUGCAGACGAUGAAAAUGACACAAGUUUUAAAGACAAGGAUUCCGUGUUUACCCCUCUGCUUCCUGGCAUCGACGUUGAUGACGACUUAACUGAUGACGUUUUUGACACUGACGACUGGCAAGUACAACACAGCUUACGGGAGACAACCACGACACCCGAGGUAACGUCUGCUGAACUUGGUAUUGCAGAUGAAAAUCCCUGCGAGGAAUCAUCUCGAGUGGACUCCAGUUCAGUUUUUGUCGGGGAUUUCCUCAGCGUACCGGUAAGCACUGUAACUCGCAGGUUUGAUGUGCUGUCUGUUGGAAGAACAGGUAGGUCCAGUGGUAUGGACAUUCCGGAAAUACGAAUGAUUUGCGCCACGCCAUUACCCCCAGGUUCUCCAGAAUAGGAAAACGUACACAGAACAAUUCUUUUUUUCUAAUUGGUACUCUUGUUAGUACUGCCGCUAGUACUUUCACUCGUUCUCUGGUUGGUACUAACAAUAGUACUAUCAUUUAUACUCGGUGGUACUCUCAAUAGUGCUAUGUACUCUCGGUAGUUAGUGCUCUCGUUUUAGUAGGGCCUGCUGUAGUUGGUAGUCUUAUUAGUACAAUCGUUGGUACUCUCGUUAAUGAUUUCGUUGGUAAUCUCUUGGUACUCUCGAUGGUACUUUCUUUGACACGGCACUCUCAUUAGUACUCUCAUUGGAACUCUCGUUGACACCAAUCGAUUGAAACAAAACGUGAAUUACUUUUUAAAACUGAUUUCCUUUAAAGGUGUGGUCUACACUGUUCGCCGUGUUCCGUGUGAGUAAUACACAAAUAUUCUCAAACGUUUGUUAAAACUUUUAUGUCAAUUAUAUGCAUGUAAUUAUUUAAUUGUUCACAAUUGUAUACAU